AUGUCUUUCUCCAACACAGACACCGGCGACAAGCCCGCCGACCCCUACAAGGCAGCCAAUGCCGACACCAGUGUCUCGGUCGAGCAGAAGAUAACCGACUUGAGCAACUUCAUCGACGCCAGCAAGUUCGGCAUGAUGACUACACGGGAUGCCAGUUCCGGCAAGCUUGUGUCACGAUGCAUGGCCGUGGCGGCCAAGGAGUCUGGCGGAAUUGACCUCCUCUUCCACACGAACACUGAGUCCCACAAGACGGACGAGCUUCAGGACGACUCCCAUGUGAAUAUUUCCUUCCUGAACGCUUCUGGAGAGUGGGCCUCCAUUUCAGGAACGGCAACCGUGCAGACCGAUCGGGAGCUGGUCAAGAAGCACUACAGUCCUAUUCUGAAGACGUGGCUGGGAGAUCUCGGAGAUGGCAAGCAUGACGGAAGCGAGAACGACCCUCGCAUCGGUGUAAUUCGCGUGAAGACAGUCACCGCAACGUACGCUGUUGUCGCGAAGAACUUCAUCAGCCGGGCGGCCGACAUUGCGCAGGGUGCUGUGACGGGCAAGCCUGCUGCUGUCAACAAUUUGAGGGAGGUCACAGAGGCUGAGAUCACGCAGUGGAGAAGCGUGCAUUAG
Messenger RNA from Diaporthe citri, 618 nucleotides. RefSeq lists its product as uncharacterized. The record is from RefSeq and is a predicted model, not a curated record. The coding region runs from base 1 to 618 and encodes 205 amino acids. The transcript has a single exon. Lineage: Eukaryota; Fungi; Ascomycota; Sordariomycetes; Diaporthales; Diaporthaceae.